AUGUCAGACAAUAUAGAGUCGGGUCAGGACUCGGGUCAACAGUCGCUGCCGUCGGACACGAAUCUGCCGGCAGUGGCUUUGGUUGACGUCCAGAUUGUCGUCAAUUACAUCCGACGAGUGGUUCCGGCGCUUCUCGAAGACGACAAUGUCAUCCAUCCAUCGCUGGAGUUAUGCCUCAGGAAUGACACAACUGUUGAGAAAAUCCGCAAAUUUGUGUCCGACGGACAAAUGCGAUCACUUCUCGUCCAAAGAUCGUCCACAAAAGAAGAGGAAGAGGUGUCGGAGUCGGGCGGCGACACCGAAGACAAUGUGGUUUAUUUGAUCUCAGAAGAGGUCCGCUUUAUGAACGCAAAGAUCAAUAGUGUUGUACUCAUUAAAAAGGGUCUCGUAUUGGAGGCCGAGAAGAAUAUCUCAACACAACUACGAGUCAUGAAUCUGAACGACUCGUCCCCUUACGAGACACUGCACUCGUAUGUGUCCGCAGCCGUCGCCCCGUAUUUCAAGUCUUACGUCAAAGAGACCGGAAGAGCAGAGAGAGACGGCGAUAAAAUGGCGCCGACGGUCGAGAAGAAGAUCGCGGAGUUAGAGAUGGGUCUUCUGCACCUCCAGCAGAACAUCGAUAUCCCAGAAAUUAGUUUACAAAUACAUCCAAAUGUUUUGUCAGUUAUUAAGAAGUGCUCCGAAGAGAAGAGACGAGUCAUUGUCGACGAGUUCGGCGAAAAAGUAAACGAUUCCGUGUUUUUGAAUCAACUCCAGAGUGGAGUGAAUCGUUGGAUUCGCGAGAUUCAGAAAGUGACAAAACUGGACAGAGAUCCGUCUUCUGGAACCGCUAUUCAAGAGAUUAGCUUUUGGCUGAAUCUGGAGAGAGCUCUUCUACGCAUUCAAGAGAAGAGGGAGAGUACGGAAGUGGCCAUCACUUUGGAGAUUCUCAAGAAUGGAAAGCGCUUUCACGCGACCGUCAGUUUUGAUGCCGACACUCGCCUGAAGGAAGCGCUUUCCACUGUCAGUGAUUACAAUCCUCUGAUGAAAGACUUUCCUCUCAACGAUCUGUUGGCGGCCACAGAACUCGACAAAAUCAAAAUGGCUUUGCAGUCGAUAUUUCAACACUUGAGAAAAAUCCGAAACACAAAAUAUCCGAUAAAAAGAGCGCUUAAACUAAUGGAAGCGAUCUCUCGGGACCUGAUGUCACAGAUGUUGAAAGUGUUGGGCACCCGUCGAAUGAUGCACAUCCCCUUCGAUGAGUUCGAAAGGGUGGUCACCGCCUGUUCCGAAGUGUUCAUCACAUGGGAUGACGAAUACGACAAACUUCAGGGCCUUAUGAGAGAUAUUGUCAAAAAGAAGAGAGAAGAGCACUUGAAGAUGGUUUGGAGAAUCAAUUUGGCCCACAAGAGAUUGCAGUCACGAAUGGAACAAAUGCGCAAAUUUCGUCGACAACACGAACAGCUCCGGGCAGUCAUUAUUCGUGUCUUAAGACCAGUCGUUAAGGCCGUAAAAGAGGGCGAAUCUAUAAAUGAUGUCAAUUCUGAAAAGGAUUCGACACUUUCGUCCAUUGAUUCCGCGGACAUGAAUGCCAUUGAAGAAGUGAACAAUGCCUACGAACUCGUCAAAGAAGUGGAUGCGCUCGACAUCAGCAAAGAGGGAACCGAUGCGUGGGAAGCGUCGAUGAAGAGGUAUGAAGAGCGCAUCGAUCGCGUUGAGGCCAGAAUUACAGCCAAAUUGAGAGAUCAGUUGGGAAUCGCUAAGAAUGCGAACGAAAUGUUCAGAAUAUUCUCUCGAUUUAACGCUCUGUUCGUGAGACCACACAUUCGCGGCGCUAUUCGUGAAUAUCAAACACAACUAAUCCAGAGAGUGAAGGACGACAUCGAAUCGCUUCACGAGAAGUUUAAAGUUCAAUACCCGCAGAACAAGGCCUGCAAAAUGAGUCGCGUCAGGGAUUUGCCGCCCGUUUCCGGGUCUAUAGUUUGGGCGAAACAAAUCGAAAGACAACUCUCUGUUUACAUGAAACGAGUGGAGGAUGUGUUGGGCAAAGGCUGGGAGAAUCACGUCGAGGGCCAGAAGCUUAAGAGCGACGCCGACAGCUUUCGCAUGAAACUCAACACUCAGGGAAUCUUCGAUGAGUGGACACGAAAUGUCCAACAAAGACAACUCAAUGUCUCGGGAAGAAUAUUCAAUAUCGAAAGCUUCAGGUCUAAGAGCGGCAAAGGAAGUGUUCUUAAACUUCGCGUCAAUUUUAUGCCCGAAAUCAUAACUCUUGCCAAAGAAGUGCGAAAUCUGCGGAGUUUAGGCUUUAGAGUGCAGUUAGCGAUUGUGAACAAAGCCCAUCAGGCGAACCAACACUACCCGUUCGCCGUCUCACUCAUUGAAACAGUCAAGUCAUAUGAGAGGGCGUGUGAGAAAGUAGAGCAGAGACCCACUGUUGCCCUUCUCGUGGCCGGACUCAAGCGAGACGUCCAGGACUUGAUCGCUGAAGGCGUUAGUCUCGUUUGGGAGUCUUAUAAAAGAGAUUCUUAUGUCCAAAGACUGGCCGAAAGUGUAUUCAAUUUUCAGGAGAAAGUGGAUGAGCUGUUGGACGUCGCGGAACAGAUCGAGAUCGAAGUCCGAAGCAUUGAAGGCUGCAGUUAUAGCACAACUGUUUUGUCGGAAAUUCUUAACAAAAUUCAGAAAGCGGUCGACGACUUGAGUUUACAGCGGUAUUCAAAUCUAAGCGAAUGGGUUACACGACUGGACGAAGAGAUUGAGAUUAAUCUCGCGGUCAGACUUGAGGCCGGAAUCAGAGCGUGGACUCAAGCGCUGUUAGGCAAUAACGACGAAGACAUGGAUGUGUUGACUGACACCGACUCUCCGACUACUGUUGUGGCCAAACCCGGAGGCGAUCCUAAGAUUCAGAAAAUGAUACACGAGAUCCGAAUCACGAAUCAAGUGAUGUAUGUGAGCCCCAGUGUGGAAGAGGCGCGCUUUGAUCUCAUGCAACAGCUGUUCGCGUGGGAGAACGUGGUGUUGACUUUGAACCGAAUCGAGAGCACCAGAUAUCAGGUCGGGUUAGACAGACCGGCGGCGCCUCAAUACAGGGAUCUAUUGAAUCGAAUGCCCGAAGGAGUCAUUGUUCUCGAAGCCGCUUACGAAGCCAUCGAAGGCAAAGUGAAACAAAUGCAAGAUUAUAUCACUCAAUGGUUGACAUAUCAGUCUCUGUGGGACCUCCAGCCGGAUAUGUUGUAUUCAAAACUCGGAGAGAAUACCUCUCUUUGGAUGAAUACUUUGGUUGAGAUAAAGAAGUCGAGAACUACUUUUGAUACGACAGAAACGCGUAAAGAGAUCGGCCCUAUAAUUGUUGAUUACGCCAAAGUGCAGUCUAAGGUGACUCUCAAAUACGAUUCGUGGCAUAAAGAAGUUCUGAGCAAAUUUGGCGGACUCUUAGGCACAGAGAUGUCUGGUUUGCACUCAAUUAUAUCGAAAUCUCGGACUGAAUUGGAACAGCACUCCAUCGAUACGGCCAACACUAAAGAUGCCGUCACUUUCAUUACGUACGUGCAGUCGUUGAAGAAUAAGACCCGUCAGUGGGAGAGACAGGUGGAGACAUACAAAGAGGGGCAGAGGAUUCUGGAGAGACAGCGCUUCCAAUUCCCCAACAAUUGGCUUCACGUCGACAACAUUGAAGGCGAAUGGAGUGCUUUCAAUGAGAUUAUGAAACGCAAAGACGCAUCCAUUCAACAACAAGUGUCGAGCCUUCAGGUGAAGAUUGUGGCCGAAGACAAGUCCGUUGAGUCGCGAACUCUAGACUUUCUUCAUGAGUGGGAGAGAGGAAAGCCCAUCGAAGGGUCGUCUUCUCCUAAAGAAGCCUUAAAUCGUUUGACUAUUUUUGAGACCAAAUUUAAUCACUUGAGAGAAGAUCGCGAUAACGUGUUGAGAGCGAAAGAGGCGCUCGAAUUGCUUGAACCCGGUUUGGCUCCCGUCAGUGCCAGCGAUGAGAAACUUCAGGUCGCACUCGAAGAGCUUCAAGACUUGAAAGAAGUUUGGACUGAAUUGUCUAAAGUUUGGGAACAAAUGGAUUUAUUAAAAGAGUUGCCGUGGCUUUCAGUCCAACCGCGAAAACUUCGUCAACAAUUGGAUGGACUGAUGGCUCAAUUGAAAGACAUGCCGGCAAGGCUUCGACAGUACGCGUCCUAUGACUUCGUCAAACGUGUGCUGCAGUCCUAUACCAAAGCAAAUAUGUUAAUCAUUGAACUCAAAUCGGAUGCACUCAAAGAGCGCCACUGGAGACAAUUGACUCGUCAGCUCAACGUUAGAUGGGUUUUGUCUGAACUGACUUUAGGACAGGUCUGGGACGUCGACCUCCAACGCAAUGAGUCCACUGUGAAGGACAUAAUACUCGUGGCUCAGGGAGAGAUGGCUCUCGAAGAGUUCCUCAAACAGGUCCGGGAAGCGUGGCAGACAUAUGAACUCGAUUUAGUCAACUAUCAAAACAAGUGCCGUAUUAUCCGUGGAUGGGAUGACCUCUUCAAUAAAGUCAAAGAGCAUAUAAACUCGAUAACAGCGAUGAAACUGUCGCCAUAUUAUAAGGAGUUCGAAGAGGACGCCCUGUCGUGGGAGGAGAAGCUCAACAGAAUUAACGCACUCUUCGAUGUGUGGAUUGAUGUCCAAAGACGUUGGGUAUAUCUGGAGGGCAUAUUCAGCGGCAGUUCCGAUAUUCAGGCUUUACUUCCCGUCGAGACGUCACGCUUUCAGUCAAUCAGUUCUGAAUUUUUGACUUUAAUGAAGAAAGUGUCCAAAAGUCCAAUGGUUAUGGAUGUGCUCAACAUUCCCGGAGUUCAGCGCUCUUUAGAACGAUUGGCCGAUCUUUUGGGCAAAAUUCAAAAAGCUUUGGGAGAAUAUCUGGAAAGAGAGAGGUCUUCGUUCCCCCGAUUCUAUUUCGUUGGCGACGAAGAUUUGCUCGAAAUUAUCGGAAACAGUAAAAACAUUCCUCGACUUCAAAAGCACUUUAAGAAAAUGUUUGCCGGCGUUUCCUCUAUUAUUCUCAAUGAAGACUACACUUUAGUGUUGGGUUUGUGUUCCAAAGAGGGCGAAGAAGUGCUGUUCCCGACCCCCAUAUCUAUUGUUGAACACCCGAAGAUUAAUGAAUGGCUGAGUCUUCUCGAGAGGGAAAUGCGCAUAACAUUAGGCAAACUGUUGGCCUCAGCGGUGGCAGAGAUCGCGCCCUUUAGGAGCGGAAACAUAGAAAUUGAUAAAUUUGUCAAAUGGUUGGACACAUUUCAGGCGCAGAUCAUUGUUCUCGCGGCGCAGAUAUCGUGGUCUGAAUACGUGGAGAACACUCUCUUACAGAUUAGUAAUCAAAAUCUCAAAACGUGUGAAUUAUUGGAAAAUGUGUUAAAAUCGGUGGAAAUGACACUCAAAGUGUUGGCCGAUUCUGUGCUUCAGGAACAGCCGAAUUUGCGCCGCAAAAAGUUGGAACAUCUCAUCACUGAAUUUGUCCACAAGCGAGACGUGACGCGCGCUCUCAUUAAAAACAAUGUCUGUUCUCCCAAAUCGUUUGACUGGUUGUCGCAAAUGAGGUUUUAUUUCGAUCCCCGACAGCACGAUGUCCUCCAACAGCUGUCUAUUCAUAUGGCGAACGCUAAGUUCAACUACGGGUUUGAAUACCUCGGAGUUCAGGACAAACUCGUUCAGACGCCUCUCACCGAUCGCUGUUAUCUAACAAUGACUCAGGCAUUGGAGUCACGACUGGGCGGCUCUCCCUUCGGACCCGCCGGCACUGGAAAGACUGAAUCAGUGAAAGCAUUGGGCAAUCAAUUGGGAAGAUUUGUUCUGGUGUUCAACUGCGACGAGACGUUUGAUGUGCAGGCGAUGAGCCGUAUAUUCGUGGGUCUGUGUCAAGUGGGCGCCUGGGGUUGCUUUGAUGAGUUCAACCGAUUGGAAGAGCGAAUGUUGAGCGCAGUCUCGCAACAGAUUCAGAUGAUUCAGGAAACGCUCAAAAAUUUGCAAAACAAAUCUGAAUUAACUGUCGAACUGAUUGGAAAGCAGGUGCGGCUGAACGCAGAUAUGGCUAUCUUUAUCACUAUGAAUCCCGGAUACGCCGGACGCUCUAACUUACCCGACAAUCUCAAGAAGUUGUUCCGCUCGUUGGCUAUGAAUAAACCCGACCGACAACUCAUCGCCGAAGUUAUGUUAUUCUCUCAGGGCUUCCGAACGGCCGAGAAGUUGGCCACAAAAAUAGUCCCAUUCUUUAAACUCUGUGACGAACAGUUGUCCAAUCAGUCUCACUAUGACUUUGGCUUACGAGCGCUUAAGAGUGUUCUCGUGAGCGCCGGUAAUAUUAAAAGAGACAGAAUUCAGAAAAUCAAAGAAGAUAUGAAAGAAAGAGGAGAAGGAGACAAAAUUAAUGAGGGAUUGAUCGCAGAACAACUGCCCGAACAAGAGAUUCUCAUUCAAAGUGUGUGCGAAACAAUGGUUCCCAAACUGGUUGCCGAAGACAUUCCGUUACUUUUCUCUCUAUUAUCCGAUGUUUUCCCCGGAAUUAAGUACACGAGAGCUGAGAUGAAAGGCCUUAAGGAACAAAUAGUGAAAGUGUGUCACGAAAUGUAUUUGGUUUGUGAUUACGAGUCCGAGACAUCCAAUGAGGACAACAACGCCAGCUCUUGGACUGCAAAAGUGCUUCAAUUGUAUCAAAUAUCUCAACUAAAUCACGGCCUAAUGAUGGUCGGCCCGAGUGGUAGCGGCAAAUCGACGGCGUGGAGGGUUCUUCUUAGAGCACUCGAACGCUAUGAAGGCAUUGAAGGCAUCGCUCACGUAAUCGAUCCCAAAGCCAUAUCCAAAGAAGCACUCUAUGGAACACUGGAUCCCAACACUCGCGAGUGGACCGAUGGUCUGUUCACUCAUAUUCUCCGUAAAAUCAUAGACAACGUGAGGGGAGAGAUCAAUAAAAGACAAUGGAUUAUAUUCGACGGCGACGUCGAUCCCGAAUGGGUUGAAAAUCUCAACAGUGUUUUAGACGAUAAUAAACUGUUGACACUUCCAAACGGUGAGCGUUUAAGCAUUCCUCCAAAUGUCCGCAUUAUGUUUGAGGUGCAAGACUUGAAGUUCGCCACUUUGGCCACUGUUUCGCGCUGUGGUAUGAUUUGGUUCAGCGAAGAUGUGUUGUCCACUGAAAUGAUUUUCGAGAACUUCUUCUUGAGAUUACGUAACAUUGCAUUAGAAGACAUUGAAGACGACUUCCCCACCUAUGGGACGAAGAAGUUGCGAACCGACAGCGAAGGCAAUCAAUCAGAAGUACAACACCCGAGUCUUCAGACACAGCAGGACUUCGCCAAUAUAUUGCAGCCAUACUUCACAUUAGACGGACUCGUCGUGAGAGCGUUAGAGUUCGCCUCAAAACAGGAACAUAUCAUGGAUUUCACGCGAUUGCGAGCUCUGAGCAGUUUGUUCUCGAUGUUGAACCAGUCGUGUAGAAACAUAUUGAACUACAAUCACAAUCAUACAGACUUCCCGAUGCAACACGACGUUCUCGAGCGCUUCAUUCCCCGAUCGCUAGUCUAUGGCCUGUUGUGGUCUUUCGCCGGCGACGCCAAACUCAAAGUGAGGAGUGAUUUGGGAGACUUUAUUCGCAGCAUUACUACCAUUCCGUUACCGCCGGCCAACUCAGUCACUCCACUCAUUGACUACGAGGUGACGUUCAACGGCGAGUGGUCUCUCUGGCAGAACAAAGUGCCACAGAUUGAGGUCGAGACCCAUAAAGUGGCCGCACCUGAUGUCGUGGUCCCCACAGUCGAUACAGUGAGACACGAAUCGCUAUUGAAUACAUGGCUCGCAGAGCAUAAGCCGUUGGUGUUGUGCGGACCGCCCGGUUCUGGAAAGACUAUGACAUUAUUUAGUUCAUUGCGUUCACUGCCAGACAUGGAAGUCGUUGGCCUAAACUUCUCCAGCGCUACCACUCCUGAGUUGUUACUGAAGACAUUCGAUCACUACUGCGAGUAUAAAAAGACACCGAAUGGAGUCGUGUUGUCUCCCAUUCAGAUCGGAAAGUGGCUCAUAUUGUUUUGCGAUGAAAUCAAUUUGCCUCAAGUCGACAAAUACGGAACCAUUCGAGUGAUCUCCUUCUUGAGACAACUCGUCGAAUGCGGAGGUUUUUACAGAACUACUGAUCAGACAUGGGUUCGGUUGGAGAGAAUACAGUUUGUGGGCGCCUGUAAUCCGCCCACAGAUCCGGGCAGAAAACCUUUGUCUCAUCGCUUCUUACGUCACGUUCCGGUCAUUUAUGUUGACUAUCCGGGAGAGACAUCUCUUAAACAAAUUUACGGCACCUUUAAUCGAGCGCUCCUCAGAAUAGUUCCGGCGCUCAGGACAUACGCCGAGCCGUUGACCGCAGCUAUGGUUGAGUUUUAUCUUAUAUCACAAGAGAGGUUCACUCAAGACAUGCAACCGCAUUAUGUCUACUCUCCCCGAGAGCUGACGCGUUGGGUUCGAGGCAUUGUUGAGGCCAUUCGACCCCUCGAGACGCUUACAGUUGAAGGUUUGGUGCGUUUAUGGGCUCACGAGGCGCUCCGGCUAUUCCAGGAUCGCUUGGUUGAAGACGCGGAACGCUUUUGGACCGAUGAGAACGUGGAUGUGAUUGCACUCAAACACUUCCCCAAUAUUGACAAACAGACAGCUCUUCAGCGGCCAAUACUUUACAGCAAUUGGUUGUCCAAAGAUUACAUUCCCGUCGAUCGCGAAGUAUUGCGUGAAUUCACAAAAGCGCGGCUCAAAGUGUUCUAUGAAGAAGAACUCGAUGUCUCUCUUGUGUUGUUUAAUGAAGUGUUGGAUCACGUGUUGAGAAUCGACCGAAUCUUCCGUCAACCUCAGGGACACGUCCUGUUGAUUGGUGUGAGCGGUGCGGGAAAGACAACGCUCUCCCGGUUUGUCGCGUGGAUGAACGGCUUAAGUGUCUUUCAAAUCAAAGUCCACAACAAAUAUUCGGCCGCAGAUUUUGACGAAGACUUGCGUUCAGUUCUGAGGCGUUCCGGUUGUAAAGACGAGAAGAUUUGCUUUAUUUUAGACGAGUCUAAUGUUAUGGACUCUGGAUUUCUCGAACGAAUGAACACAUUGUUAGCCAACGGAGAAGUGCCCGGACUUUUCGAAGGCGACGAAUUCACUACUCUUAUGACUCAAAUCAAAGACUCGUCACAGAGAGAGGGCCUUAUGCUUGACUCCAACGAAGAACUAUACAAAUGGUUUACACACCAAGUGAUCAAAAAUCUUCACGUCGUCUUCACAAUGAAUCCGUCGUCUGAAGGCCUCAAAGACCGAGCGGCCACUUCUCCCGCUCUCUUCAAUCGAUGUGUUCUCAAUUGGUUCGGCGACUGGACUAAUGAGGCGCUCUUCCAAGUGGGCCGAGAGUUCACGUCAAAGCUGGACAUCGAUAAUACCAAAUACGUUGCGCCGCAAUACUUCCCGUCGGCGUUCCCGGGCUUUACGGCCAACCCAACGCAUAGGGACGCCGUUAUCAACGCAUUCGUGUAUAUCCACCAAACCCUACACCACGCGAACGAACGGCUAGUAAAACGUGGCGGAAGAGUGACGACAAUAACUCCGCGCCAUUAUCUCGAUUUCAUUAACCAUUACGUGAAACUGUAUUACGAAAAGUGUUCCGAACUCGAAGACGAACAGUUGCACCUCAAUGUCGGCCUCUCGAAGAUCAGAGAGACUGUGGAACAGGUCGAGGAAUUGCAAAAGUCAUUGGCUUCGAAGAGCAAUGAAUUGGAGGCCAAGAAUCAGGCGGCGAACGCCAAACUGAGAGAGAUGUUGAAAGACCAACAGGAGGCCGAACGACGCAAAGUAGAGUCACAGGAAUUGCAAAUUAGACUCAAAAAACAAGAGGCGUCGAUCGCCGAGAAGACCGACGACGUAAUGGCAGACUUGGCUAAAGUGAAACCGGCGGUAGAAGAGGCACAACAAGCCGUCCAGUCAAUUAAAAAACAGAAUUUAGUUGAGGUUAGAUCUAUGAUGAAUCCUCCGCCAGCCGUUAAGUUAGCCCUCGAAUCGAUUUGCCUUUUGUUGGGCGAAACGACCACUGAAUGGAAAAUAUACUUAUCAUUUAUUAUCUAUUUAUUACACUAUUUAGCGGUCAAAGCCAUAAAACGGCAGCAUUUAGUGGAAGUGCGGUCAAUGAGUAACCCUCCACUUCCCGUCAAGAUAUGUCUCGAAUCCAUUUGUCUAUUACUCGGCGAACCGUUUCAAGAGUGGAAACUCAUCAGAAGUGUCAUUAUUCGGGAGAACUUUAUCACAAACAUAAUC
Molecule: messenger RNA, 10263 nt
Organism: Medioppia subpectinata
Lineage: Eukaryota; Metazoa; Arthropoda; Arachnida; Sarcoptiformes; Oppiidae
Source: the annotation of a GenBank genome assembly